CUCUCUUGACUCGGAUUCUGGAGCACAAGGCGCACAACAUAAAGCAAAAGCAAAAGAUCUCAACGCGUAAAAGGAACACGCUCAAGCUUAGCGACCAAGAAAGAGGGUUGAUGCGGAUCCCUGAUAGGCUGAUACCCCCGCUGCUCUAAACGGUAACAUCGAAGCUAGGGUUCUCUGAUCAGGAGUACACGGAUGUUUCAUUCUUCGGUUCCUUAUGCCUCAGCAGGGGAUUUCUAGAGCUGCAGGAAGCAUGUGCUUGCCAGAAGAGCCUCAUUGCGAUAUACGUAAGUGGUAUUUCAGUAGAAAAGAAAUUGAAGACCAUUCCCCCUCCAGGAAGGAUGGAAUUGAUUUGGAGUAUGAGUCGCAUUUGCGGGAGUCAUACUGCAAAUUUAUUCAAAGGCUUGGCGAGAAGCUUAAAGUGCCUCAGGUGAAAAUAGCAAGUGGAAUGUUGUUGUGCCACCGGUUUUAUAUGCGUCAAUCUCAUGCUAAGAAUGAUUGGCAGACAAUUGCUACUGCGAGCACAUUUCUUGCUUGCAAAAUUGGGGACACACCGCGCUUCCUGAAGGAUGUUGUUCUUCUGUCUUAUGAGAUGAUGUACGAAUGGGAUCGUUUGGCCCCGCAAAGAAUAAGAAAAGAACAUAAACUAUAUGAUAAGCAGAGGGAACUAAUCUUAAUCGGGGAGAGGCUUUUGUUGUCAACAAUUGCUUUUGAUCUUGAUAUUCAACUUCCAUACCAGCCUCUUGUUGCUGGUCUGAAGAAAUUGGAUCUCUCUAACCUUGCUAAAGUAGCAUGGAAUUUUGUGAAUGACACGCUUCGGACAACAUUGUGUUUGCAGUACAAGCCUCAUUAUAUUGCGGCCGGUUCCAUCUUUCUUGCUGCCACUGCUUUAGAAAGUAUGGAAUUGCUUACGAAGAAGAAAAAUUUUUGGUGGCUGGAGUUUGAAAUUUCACCGAAACAGUUAAAAGAGGUCAUCCAGCAUAUGAUGCUCACGUUGAAGCAAAACAUAAAACAAGUGCCACCAGCCACACGUGGGAGGAUCACUCAAUCUGUAGCUCCAGUUCAAAAGGCAAUGGUUAAUGGCCAAAACCCUGGUGGAGGCUCAGCUGCUGAUUGCUCUUCUAGCUGUAGUAACCUGGUCGAGGCUGGAGGUGUAAGGUCUAAUAAAAGCCAGAAUCUGGAAAGAGGUGACUGCCAUCUUUCUGUUAAAGAAGCUUUACCAUCUAAGACAAAUGAUAAUGGCUGUGACGGUGGUACUGUUGAGGACCAGAGUCAGGUCAAGCCAAAAACAGUAGAAUCUGAUCAGAGGUCAAGCUACCAGAUUUUCCCCAAUCAAAAUAACCAUAUUAAGAUUGACACUAACCGGAUCAGAGAGGCAUUGAAACGGAAGAGACGUGGCACUGCUGCGGAUAUGAAGUUUGCUGAAGCCACAAAUUCUGAGAUGGAUAGUGAGGCGUGGAUAGAGAGAGAGCUGGAAAAUGGAAUAGAGCUAGAAUAUUCCUCUUUAGCGAAGAAACAGAGAGAAGAGGUUGUGAGCUUUUGAGCUUGAAUUGGAGUUUCCUGCCACCACACUACCAUCUUGCUCAGUGUAUUUUUUAAUGUGCGAGUGUCCUUCGUUGGAUCAGAAAGGGAUGUCGACAAAUUUUGUAUAUCAGUUCAUUAAUUAUUUUUUUGUUCUGAAUUAUGAGCAUAAUAUGCUGUAGUUAUACAGCCUGCCACUUGUAUAUUAGAAUCAGAAACAUUUUACAUGAAUUGUAACCAACUUUACAAUUCAGUCAUUUAUAGAGGACAGUGGCCAUUCUAUUUGGGCUAAAAUUAGCCCUUCAGUGGUCGUUCUUUACCA
Molecule: messenger RNA, 1840 nt
Organism: Carya illinoinensis
Lineage: Eukaryota; Viridiplantae; Streptophyta; Magnoliopsida; Fagales; Juglandaceae
Product: cyclin-T1-3
Exons: 7
Coding region: 215-1540 (441 amino acids)
Biological process (GO): positive regulation of DNA-templated transcription, elongation; regulation of transcription by RNA polymerase II
Cellular component (GO): nucleus; cyclin/CDK positive transcription elongation factor complex
Molecular function (GO): cyclin-dependent protein serine/threonine kinase activator activity
Source: RefSeq, a predicted model, not a curated record